CCCAUCACUCUCGUGAACAAAAAUCUCAAACUUGUUCAACACAGAAUGGCCGCCUUACUCAAACUCCUCCUCCCCAUUCUCUCCCUCGCUCUCUCCUUCCUCCUCCUCUCCACGCAUUCCGCCACCGCCGCAGCCGCCGCCUCUUUUCUCGCCGACGACGACGAAGCCGAAGAGUACAUCCUCGACGCGCCGUUCUCCGGGGCGCCCAGGCUGAGGAGUAGGUUCUUAGCGAGCGUAAUAAAGAAGGGGAAGAGGUGCGACGCCGUGAGCAACAACGUGUGCAACGGCGUGUCGGCGAACAACGGCACCAGCCUCCUCUACUGCUGCAAGAAGCACUGCCGGAACGUGCUGGGCGACGUCAACAACUGCGGCGCCUGCGGCCGGAAAUGCGGCUUCGGACAGCGCUGCUGCGGCGGCGCUUGCACCGACGUCGUUUAUAACCCUUUGAAUUGUGGGAAAUGCACCAAGGCUUGCUUGCCUGGGGUUCCAUGCAAUUAUGGAUCUUGUGGCUAUGCAUAAUUAAAUUAAAAGAAUUAUAUUAUUUCACUUAUAAUACAUUAUUUGUAGUCUCCA
Molecule: messenger RNA, 573 nt
Organism: Ipomoea nil (Japanese morning glory)
Lineage: Eukaryota; Viridiplantae; Streptophyta; Magnoliopsida; Solanales; Convolvulaceae
Product: protein GRIM REAPER
Exons: 1
Coding region: 46-519 (157 amino acids)
Source: RefSeq, a predicted model, not a curated record